This is a messenger RNA of Tripterygium wilfordii, 1015 nucleotides long. RefSeq names its product nuclear cap-binding protein subunit 2-like. Bases 142 to 897 code for a protein of 251 amino acids. Lineage: Eukaryota; Viridiplantae; Streptophyta; Magnoliopsida; Celastrales; Celastraceae. Gene Ontology annotation, molecular function: RNA cap binding. Gene Ontology annotation, biological process: mRNA cis splicing, via spliceosome. The record is from RefSeq and is a predicted model, not a curated record. Gene Ontology annotation, cellular component: nuclear cap binding complex. The transcript has 8 exons.
CAUUGGGCCUCCUGACUUGGGUUUGUUAGGGCUGUCUAUCUUUCCCAUCUGGUACUCGUAUUUCAGUACGGAACAUCACGAGUGAUCACCGGAGCUCGAAGCGAGUCAGUGGGAUAGGGUUCUGGACACUCGUGGAGCGCCAUGGCUUCUCUUUUCAAGGAUCAAACGAAGCUUUCAGCUUAUAGGGAUCGAAAGUUCUUGGGAACACAAGAAGAAUUCGAAUAUACACUUCAAACCUCAACCACUGUUUACAUUGGUAACAUGUCCUUCUAUACAACUGAAGAGCAAAUUUACGAGCUUUUCUCUCGAGCUGGAGAAAUUAAGAAGAUAAUCAUGGGAUUGGAUAAGAACUCCAAGACACCUUGUGGCUUUUGUUUUGUCCUAUUUUACUCAAGAGAAGAUGCAGAGGAUGCAGUCAAAUAUAUAAGUGGGACAAUUCUUGAUGACCGUCCUAUACGUGUGGAUUUUGAUUGGGGGUUUCAGGAAGGCAGGCAAUGGGGCCGUGGACGAAGUGGUGGACAGGUGCGGGACGAAUAUCGUACUGACUACGAUCCAGGCAGAGGUGGAUAUGGAAAAUUAGUACAGCGAGAGCUGGAAGCACAAAGGCAGCUUGUAGAUUAUGGUACUGGGUCAUUGGGCUCUUUCCCACCAGUUAUGGCACCUCAUUAUGGAAGACACAGUGGAGGCCACGGUGGUGGUUCUAGGCAUGGUAGAGAUUACCAUCGGAAGAGGCAUCGAGAUGACGAUCGACAUGCUCAUGAGUCUUCAAAGAGAAAUAUUGAUCAUGACUCUAGGAGAAACUUUGAUCAUGACUCUAGACCGGAAAAGAAUCCACGUUUUCGUGAGAGUGGUGACUCCGAUGAUGACGAGGAAGAUGAUCAAAAGCAACGAUCAUAACAUCGCUGUUAUAGGGGCACUCAUGGAGCUGAUAAGGAUGUAAAAUGUUCUAGUUGGGAUGUUACUGAUCAUGUAUUCGUACAACUACUUGAGAGCUAAAUAUUUUCAUUUCGGGGAA